Adineta ricciae is the source of this 366-nucleotide messenger RNA. NCBI's taxonomy places the organism in Eukaryota, Metazoa, Rotifera, Eurotatoria, Adinetida, Adinetidae. The record is from the annotation of a GenBank genome assembly.
AUGACCUCAUUCACAAACGGACGGAUUGGAUUUAUUGGCAUUCGACCAGCGAACCUUCCAAUUGACGUGAAACCAACUAAAAACUUUCUUCCGAUGUCAUCUACAUUCGGUAUAGAUGAUAAGUGCUUAGUUAUGAAUGGACAAUGUAUUGAUAUAGCGCUGAGAUGGUCAACAUUAUGUCCAAAAAAUACAUUUCAUAUUGAACUCGAUUGUGAUUCUCGUACGAUGCACAUCAUAAGACGUCAAUACUACACUAAUAAUACUCCUCCGCCUAGCAAAUUUAUUGAUUUAACAUUAGCUCCAUUACCAUGGCAACUUUUCAUUGUACUAAGAGAUCAGCAUGAUUAUGUUCGUCUUAUGUUGUGA